Erigeron canadensis is the source of this 3410-nucleotide messenger RNA. RefSeq names its product pentatricopeptide repeat-containing protein At1g73710. NCBI's taxonomy places the organism in Eukaryota, Viridiplantae, Streptophyta, Magnoliopsida, Asterales, Asteraceae. The record is from RefSeq and is a predicted model, not a curated record. The transcript has a single exon. Gene Ontology annotation, molecular function: protein binding. Bases 66 to 3035 code for a protein of 989 amino acids.
ACUUGCUUCAUAUAAAAGAACUCUGUGUGUGCCUUCAAAGCCGAAAAAAGGAAGCCGCCAUAAAAAUGCUUCAAAUAUGCAGUUACAGGGAAGUUAGCCGUGAAAAUAUGCACAGCCAGCAAGCCUUUCUUUCCCCAUGUAAGCUUCAAACUUUAAAUUUAAUUUCUGUUCCAGGCUUUUAUGAUAAAUUUCCCACUAGGGUUUUUCUGGGGUUUAACUCUAAGCUUCAAAUUCCUUCAAAGAUUGAUACUUUAUUGCAUACAAGAAUUAAUACUAGUGUUAGAUAUAGUGUAAGUAAUAGUUAUGAUAAUAACAAGAAGAAAAAGAAAAGAUAUGGUGGUGUAUUGCCUUCUAUUUUGAAAUCUUUGGAUUCUGAAGAUGAUAUUGAUAAAUCUUUAAGUUUGUAUUACGGAAAGUUGAGCCCGAAAGAACAGACGGUGAUUUUGAAAGAAUUAAGGAAUUGGGAAAAGGUUGUUGGAGUUUUCGAGUGGAUUAAAUCGCACCCGGAUUAUGUGCCUAAUGUGAUUCAUUAUAAUGUGGUGUUACGUGUGCUUGGUCGUGCUAGAAAAUGGGACGAGUUGAGACGGUGUUGGAUUGAUAUGGCGAACAAGGGUGUUUUUCCGAGUAAUAAUACGUAUGGGAUGCUUGUCGAUGUGUAUGGAAAGGCAGGUCUUGUGAAAGAAGCUCUUUUGUGGAUUAAGCAUAUGAAGGUUAGGGGUAUUUUUCCCGAUGAAGUGACUAUGAAUACAGUUGUUAGAGUUUUGAAAGAUGGGGGAGAGUAUGAUAGGGCUGAUCGUUUUUAUAAAGAUUGGUGUGUUGGGAAAGUUGAGUUGGAUGAUUUGGAUUUGGAUUCUAUGGUGGACUCAGAAUCUGGUUCAAGUUUGGAACCCAUUAGUUUGACACGGUUUUUGUUGACUGAGCUUUUUAGGACGGGUGGGAGAGAUCAUACAAAGAGUUGGGUUCGACCUGAUACUGAAAACUCUGUUCAAAAGCCUCGCUUGACAGCUACUUACAACACUUUGAUUGAUUUGUAUGGAAAAGCUGGUCGAUUGAAAGAUGCAGCUGAUGUUUUUGCUGAAAUGCUGAAAUCGGGAAUUGCUAUGGAUACGAUUACUUUUAACACGAUGAUAUUUAUUUGUGGAAGUCAUGGGAAUUUGUCAGAGGCAGAGGCUUUAUUAAGUAAGAUGGAAGAAAGGGGUAUAUCUCCAGAUACUAAGACUUACAACAUCUUUUUGUCUCUAUAUGCUGAUAAUGGGAACAUAGAUGAAGCUCUUCAGUGUUAUAAGAUGAUAAGGGAGGUGGGUCUUUUUCCCGAUGCUGUUACUCAUAGAGCGGUUCUUCAAAUUUUGAGUGACAGAAAAAUGGUUGAUGAAGUUGAAACCGUGAUUAAGGAGAUUGAGAAAUCUGGUUUAUGUAUCAAUAAACAGUCCCUUCCCUUGGUUGUCAAAAUGUAUGUAGAUAAAGGAUUAACCGAAUGUGCAAAGCUUCUAUUUGAAAAGUGUCAAAAGAAUGGUGGAUUGUCGUCAAAAACUUAUGCCGCUGUUAUUGAUGCAUAUGCUCAGAAGGGACUUUGGGCUGAAGCUGAGUAUGUGUUUAGUUGUGAAAGAGAGAAGGAUAUUAUGGAGUAUAAUGUCAUGAUCAAAGCUUAUGGGAUAGCAAAGCUUUAUGAUAAAGCUUUUAUGCUGUUCAAAGGCAUGAAAAGUCAAGGGAUUUGGCCAGAUGAAUGCACAUACAACUCUUUGAUUCAAAUGUUUUCUGGGGGUGACUUGGUUGACGAAGCAAGGGACCUUUUAAGUGAAAUGUGGGAAGCAGGUUUUAAACCCUCGUGUUUGACCUUUUCUAGCAUUGUGGCAAGUUAUGCUCGUUUACGCAGGCUUUCUGAAGCAGAUGAGAUUUAUAAAGAAAUGAUGAAGUCUGGAGUCAAACCGAAUGAGGUUGUGUUUGGUUCUUUAAUAAAUGGAUAUGCAGAAAGCAGUGAACUUGAUGAAGCUCUUCGGUAUUUUGGGAUUAUGCAAGAAUCUGGAUUACCGGCUAAUCAAGUAGUGUUGACUUCUAUUAUUAAGGCAUACAGUAAAAGUGGUGUAAUUGAAGGAGCCAGAAUGAUCUAUAAAAAGAUGAAGGAAUUACCAGGGGGUCCUGAUGUUGUAGCAUCAAAUAGCAUGCUCAGUCUUUAUGCAGAUAUGGGCAUGGUAUCAGAGGCCAAAUUGAUAUUUGACUACUUGCAAGAAAGCCAUCAAGCAGAUGCGGUUUCUUUUGCAACUAUGAUGUAUGUUUAUAAGAACAUGGGUAUGCUUGAUGAAGCAAUAGAAGUUGCAGAAGAGAUGAAACAUUCUGGCUUGCUGACUGACUGCUCUUCCUUUAACAAGGCAAUGGCAUGUUAUGCGACAAGUGGCGAGCUAGUCAAAUGUGGUGAAUUGUUGCAUGACAUGAUAGUAACUCGAAAGCUCGUGCCCACAAACGGAACUUUCAAAGUAUUAUUCACCGUGCUGAAAAAAGGUGGGAUUGCAACUGAAGGAGUAGAACAGCUUGAGUUUGCUUACCAGGAAGGUAAACCAUACACCAGGGAAGCAAUUGUAACGGCCGUGUUUUCUGUACUAGGCUUGCAUACAUACGCUUUGGAGUAUUUUGAACGUUCCAUGAAACUUGAGUCAGGUUUGGAUUUAUCAGUGUAUAACAUGGCGAUUAAAGUUUUUGGGGAUCUGGGGAGAAUUGAUGAUGCAUUUAAGGUAUUCAUGAGAAUGCAAGAUGAAGGUUUGGAAGCAGAUGUUGUAACUUAUAUAUAUCUGGUGGGUUGUUAUGGAAAAGCUGGUAUGCUGGAAGGCGUGAAGCGAGUAUACAGCAAGCUAAAAUAUGAAGAUAUUGAUCCGAAUGAGUCUUUAUUUAAGGCAGUAAUAGACGCUUAUAAAACUGUGAACAGGCAUGACCUUGCAGAACUGGUUAACCAAGAGAUGAACUUGGUUUUUGGUACGGAACCCUUGCCUGAUUCUGAGACUGAAAAUGAGGCAGGUGAAACCUCUGUCAGUUUAUUUGUAUGAACAAUGUUGUAGAAUAUCACAGGCAUGUAAGUGGAUUAUAUUUGGAUUCAGAUAGCAUGCGCAUUGGCUUACACCUUAAGGAACUGUUUAGAUGAGCUUGGGUAUUACAUAGAAUCCUAGUUAGUGAACCAAACCUGUGUAUGUUUAUCCAUGGCAGACACAAAUUCAGAUAUUAUUUAGAUAUUACAUGUUGUGCAUAUCUGAAGGAAAUUAGACGAAUAGUGUAUUAUUGCCCAUGAUAGAAAUGUGAAACGUGUUAUAAACAAUGUAUAUUUUUUUCUAAUUUAGUUUUGGAAACAUGUUUAAGUUGCCUUCUGUACUUGGGAUUAUUUCUAAUAUUAUCACUUGAUUAAAUGAAUUGUCCUUAUACUGAUA